UCGAUCGGACAAGCCACGACACAUGUCUUAAUGCUAACAAAGAAACUCUCUCUCUCUCUCUCUCGUCUCUCAAAGUUCUCACCUUUUGAGAACAGGAGAUCUUCUUCAUCCUCUCUUUACAGUUUACAUCACUCUCACUUAACCAUCUUUAAGCUCUCACCUUUUUGUUCCGUCUCUGGAGAAAACCGAACAUAACAUGAGAAAGACAUCUGUUUCAUCUUCUUCUAGCAGCUUCGGUGGGUUUCUAAGUCCCGGAGCUCCUCCCAGCUAUACCGAUAACAACAAAGGAUGGAGCUCCGAGAGAGUUCCACAUCCUUCUUCCUCUUCUUCCACUUCCACAAUUAACGCCCCUCGUCGCCGCAUCGGCUCCGCCUCCGCUUUAACGACGCCGUUUUACGGCGGCAGAGGGAUACCGUCGAAAUGGGAAGACGCUGAGCGGUGGAUUUGUAGCCCCGCGGUGACAACAAACCCUCAGAGACGGCAGAAGUCCAAAAGCGGUCCCAUUGCUCCUCCUCCUCCCGCGCUGCCUCAUCCGAGGAUGACGAUGAUGAUGAGGGCGGUGGAAGCUCCUCCUCAGGGGAAUUCGAAGAAGGGUUUGAUGGUGGUUGGCUCGCCGUUCUCCACGGGUGUUUUGGAGGCGGAGAGGGUGUUCAGAGGGAGUGUCGGUGGUGGGCAUGGACAUAGCCAGAGCUGUGCUGAUUUGAUGAGUGAAGAAGAAACUUCAUCACUUAGCUCCAAAACUGAUACUGUUUAUGCAGAGGAGAAAGAAGAGGUGAUUACAAGAAGAGAUAUAGCUACUCAGAUGACUCCUAAUAAUAAUCAUCAUUCUCCUCAAGAGCUAUCUGUUUCUGUGAUUGAGCCUCCUCCUUGUAGAGUAGGUGGUGGGGAAGUGAGAGAAGUGAAGAUGGAUAAAGGAGCAAGGUUGAUCAAGCAUCCCAAGAGAAGAGUUAUGUCUUCUUCUUCUAGGAUUAUCAGGAGAGAUCAUCAACCUGAGGCUGAACCCAACUCUGCUUCAUGGGAUAUCUCAGAACCAGCCAUGACUCUUUUUAAGUUGCAUAGAGAAGAAGCGAAGAUAGCAGCUUGGGAGAAUCUCCAGAAGGCUAAAGCAGAAGCUGCCAUGAGAAAGCUAGAGGUGAAGCUGGAGAAGAAGAAGUCAGCGUCAAUGGAUAAGAUCUUGAACAAGCUCCAAACAGCUAAACUGAAAGCACAAGACAUGAGGAGAAGUACUACAGCAUCUAGUGGUGACCAUGGAAAAGAAGAACAGAUCUCAAGAAACUCAGCGAAGAUCACUACUCAUCUUGUAAGAAGACAUACUUUCAUGUCACCUUUCAUGACUUGCUUUGCUCCUCGUGUUGAUUGCAGAAAAUCUUCAUCUGCUCUCUAAAUUUGGUUCUUUCUAAAAACACAAAACAAAAGAGCAACAAAUGUACAAUGCAAAUGUUCUUGUAAAGCUUUGUCUGUUUUAAAUU
This is a messenger RNA of Brassica napus (rape), 1469 nucleotides long. RefSeq lists its product as uncharacterized. Lineage: Eukaryota; Viridiplantae; Streptophyta; Magnoliopsida; Brassicales; Brassicaceae. The transcript is spliced from 4 exons. The record is from RefSeq and is a predicted model, not a curated record. The coding region runs from base 197 to 1384 and encodes 395 amino acids.